GGAGGCUGGAGGUUCGCGGCAGCCUCCGGUUCCCGACUAGUCACAAACUUGAGCGAGGUGAACAUUCCAGCCGCCUAGAAUGAGGAGGUGCGGUCGCCACUCGGGGCCGCCAUCGCUGCUGCUGCUGCUGCUGCUGCUCCCGCCGCUGCUGCUGUCGGGGCCCCGCGCUUACGCGGCCCGGCUCUCAGUGCUCUACUCGUCCUCCGACCCGCUGACGCUGCUGGAUGCUGACACCGUGCGUCCGGCUGUGCUCGGCUCCAGUAGCGCCUGGGCGGUGGAGUUCUUCGCCUCCUGGUGUGGCCACUGCAUCGCCUUCGCUCCGACGUGGAAGGAGCUUGCUAACGACGUGAAAGACUGGAGGCCAGCACUCAAUCUUGCUGUCCUGGACUGUGCUGAGGAGACCAACAGUGCUGUCUGCAGAGAGUUCAACAUCGCUGGCUUCCCCACUGUGAGGUUUUUUAAGGCCUUCUCCAAGAAUGGUUCUGGAACAGCAUUGCCAGGUGCUGGCGCUAACGUGCAGACGCUGCGGAUGAGGCUCAUCGAUGCCCUGGAGUCCCACCGAGACACGUGGCCCCCGGCCUGCCCACCGCUGCAGCCUGCCAAGCUGAAGGAUAUCAAUGGAUUCUUUACAAGAAGUAAAGCAGAGUACCUAGCCCUGAUCUUUGAGAGGGAAGACUCCUACCUGGGAAGAGAGGUAACUCUGGACAUGUCCCAGUACCAUGCUGUGGCAGUACGCAGAGUCUUGAAUACAGAGAGUGAUGUGGUGAACAAGUUUGGCGUCGCUGACUUUCCGUCUUGUUACCUGCUGCUUCGGAAUGGCUCUGUCUCCCGAGUGCCUGUGCUGGUGGAGUCCAGGCCUUUCUAUACAUCCUACCUGCGGGCGCUGCCUGGACUGACCAGGGACGCUCCCCCAACCACAGCUACACCAGUCACUGCUGAUCAGAUAGCACCCACAGUGUGGAAGUUUGCAGACCGCUCCAAGAUCUACAUGGCCGACCUGGAGUCUGCACUACACUACAUCUUGCGUGUAGAAGUGGGGAAGUUCUCAGUUCUGGAAGGACAGCGCCUGGUGGCCCUGAAAAAGUUUGUAGCAGUGUUGGCCAAGUACUUCCCUGGCCAGCCUUUGGUCCAGAACUUCUUGCACUCCAUAAACGACUGGCUUCAGAAGCAACAGAAGAAGAAGAUCCCCUAUAGUUUUUUCAAGGCUGCUCUGGACAGCAGGAGGGAGGACUCUGUCGUUGCAGAGAAGGUGAACUGGGUUGGCUGUCAGGGCAGCCAGCCACAUUUCCGGGGAUUUCCCUGCUCCCUGUGGGUGCUCUUCCACUUCCUGACUGUGCAGGCAAACCGCUACAGUGAGGCCCACCCGCAGGAACCAGCUGACGGCCAGGAGGUCCUCCAAGCCAUGAGGAGCUAUGUUCAGUUCUUCUUUGGCUGUCGUGACUGUGCUAACCAUUUUGAGCAGAUGGCUGCUGCGUCCAUGCACCAAGUGAGGAGUCCCAGCAAUGCAGUUCUUUGGCUCUGGACUAGCCACAACAGGGUCAAUGCCCGCCUCUCGGGUGCUCUGAGUGAGGACCCCCACUUCCGCAAGGUGCAGUGGCCGCCCCGUGAGCUGUGCUCCGCCUGUCAUAAUGAGCUCAACGGGCAGGUGCCUUUGUGGGACCUCGGUGCCACCCUCAACUUUCUCAAGGCACACUUCUCCCCAGCAAACAUCGUCUUAGACUCUCCUGCACCUGGACCAGCAGCCCGGAGUGGGAGCCCAGAAGCUACCCCCAACCUGCUCUUGUGAAGUCCUGCCUCAUUCCUGCUGAAGUCUCAAUGUUUCCUGCUUGGUCUUGGCCUUAAAUUGAGGCAAACAAGUCCAGAGUUUCCAAGGUUUCUCAUCCAGAGGAGAGUAUCCUGGGCAGGGUGGGCUGGAGUGGACCUCACUGCAUUCUGAGGUGGUCCACUUCCCUCCCUCUCCACAUGAAGAAAAGCAUCCCUUUUGGCCUUCUCUGACCAACCCAGCCUCAGCACCUCAGGUGUAGGUGGGGUUUAGCUUCAAGAAUGGAUCUGGAGGCCUCAGGAAAUGAUUCUGGUCACCCAGGUUCAGACCGGGGGUUUCUGCUGCAAGAGUGUAGUUUGAGGUUGGUGUGGUUUGGCAGGCUGGGAGGGUGACAGUUGCUGGACUGUUGGAUGUAGUGCUUGCUUGGUGGUAGGGGCAAAGGGGUGGGUGAUGCUGAGGCCUGUGGUGCCUUAGUGCUGGGCUAGCUGUGACAGGCAGACUCCUCUGAGCUGGGGCACCUGUCUCUCACUUUGGUCUCUAAAAUCAAUGCUAACUAUGGGGCAUGGAAGGUGCUGGGUUGGGAGCAGUGCGUCCGUCCUCUCUCUCCCUAUUGGUUCCACUGUGGGCAGGAGGGGGUGGGGAGACCCGGCUCACUUGCUCCAUUCCCCUGCUCCUACUGCUUGGGAGGGAGGUGGAAUAAAAUUAUUUUUGUUAAGUCACGCAGAA
Messenger RNA from Apodemus sylvaticus (European woodmouse), 2488 nucleotides. RefSeq names its product quiescin sulfhydryl oxidase 1 (gene Qsox1). Gene Ontology annotation, molecular function: protein disulfide isomerase activity; flavin-dependent sulfhydryl oxidase activity. NCBI's taxonomy places the organism in Eukaryota, Metazoa, Chordata, Mammalia, Rodentia, Muridae. The transcript has 13 exons. Gene Ontology annotation, cellular component: Golgi membrane. The record is from RefSeq and is a predicted model, not a curated record. The coding region runs from base 80 to 1786 and encodes 568 amino acids. Gene Ontology annotation, biological process: protein folding.